Molecule: messenger RNA, 387 nt
Organism: Mesorhabditis spiculigera
Lineage: Eukaryota; Metazoa; Nematoda; Chromadorea; Rhabditida; Rhabditidae
Source: the annotation of a GenBank genome assembly
AUGGUCAAAGAUCUGCCACCAGUUUAUUCCAUGCCCUCUCAACCAUACCUCGGCUCUUACCAGCACAGCCGCUUCGUCGCGCUCAACCGGAAGGUGAUCGCCGCAGGACCCGGGGCCCGGAUUGGUUUUGUCUCGAAAAAGACGGGUAGUGGAGCGGCGUGGAGAAAGCGAAGAAUUGACGCUUCGGUCCGUUGUGCUACUAUCGUCAUUCCGGAGGUGUUGAUGAUCAAGGAGACCUCUACAAAUACUCCUACCAUCGAGACGACCGAUUUUUCGGCCAAGCCCAGCAAGCAGGAGCUUCGCGCCGCGCUGGCCAAGAUUCAGGACGCCAGCCAGCGACUUUUGCCCUCAUCCACACUCUCCGCGCUCUUCCCAGCACCCAGUCAU